AUGUUGUCUGGUCUUAUAGACCCAACUCCUGCCGACCUUCCCCAGGAUUCAACUAGUAGGUGGGGCGUGAGGAUUACCGCGGUGGAGCGCAGGGCUGAGCCGGCACCAGUCGCUCAACGUAAGAGAGGGAAGAGUGUUGUGUACGGGGGCGUGCACGCCUCUGUGAGCGGCCCCCACUGUCUGGAGCACCGCGCCCCCACCCCUACCUCAACCCCCUCCACGCUACCCUCCUCCACCCUCACCGGCGGCAGUAGUGCGGGGGGCACGCCCACGGCCGCCACCACCACCCCCACCACCACCACCAGCAGCAGCAGCAGAGUGUGGGUGGUGAGCAGCAGCAGCACCAGCAGCAGCAGCAGCAGCAGUAGCGGCGGCGGCGGCGGCGGCGGCGGGGGAGGCAGCAAGACCUCACAGUUCUCCCUCACCUCGCUGAAGGCCGCCUGGAGGAACCUCACCAGUCUCGGGGUGGGGUCUUCGCGCCUCCCCCACCUGGAGAGGGUCGACGUGGGGGUCAGCGAACCCCACGACUACCGCUACACCCACUUCCCCAACAAGCGGCACCACAAGGACACUUCCUUCGACGAAACCCACAUCCACCUCACCCCCACCUCUCGCACCUACACCCACCCGCACCGGAGCCCCGUGCCGCCCCCGCCCCACGCCCACACCCCGCCCCCACGCCCGCAGGUGCCCGAGGCCUCCCUAACCCUCGCCAAGUGCCUUAGGAAACACAGGGAGAAGCAGCAGGCCCGCGCUCUCACCCGCAAGUCCAAGUCGGACAAUGCACUCCAAAAGAUCGGUGUACACUUGAAGUCACACUCGGACCAGAACCUGCACAAGGUGUGGCUGAGCAGUGUCAACAGCAGCAUCAGCUGCAGCAGUGCCAGCAGCAAGAGCAACUCGGUGUUCAGUACCGUGCAGCUGUCGGGCGGGAGCGGCGACAGCUGCGGCAGUAGCGGCAGCAGCAGCUGCUGCAGGAGAGGCGCGCACCACCGCUCCAAGUCCCUAGAGCGGCACCAGGGCCUCCGCAUCCAGCCGGUGGCGCCCCUCACGCACCACCGCCACACGCGCUCCCUCGAGAGGAACCACAAGUUCAGGGUCGACCUCAGGUCUCUCUACCCCAGUAAGGACGAGCCCCCGGAGCACCUGGCGCCCCCGCCGCCCAGCCUGACGCCCACGCACGUGCCGUGGGCUCCGGAUGCCGUGGAGGGCGUGAGCGUGCAGCAGCAGCAAGGGCAGCAGGCGCAGCAGGCGCAGCAGCAGCAGGCGCAGCAGCAGCAGCAGGGGUGGCCAGGCGGCAUGGAGGGCGGACACGCGGGCGGCGGCGGCGGCUCCUUCAUCAACAAGCCGGCCCGAGGCUGGCUACACCCUGACCACCAGCUGGCGGACGAGGGCAUCUGCUACGGUGUCCGGUAUAUUGGUUGCCUAGAAGUGAACACGUCUAUGAAAAGCUUAAACUUUGACACCAGAUCAUUAAUUGCAAAAGAAUGCAUCAGUAAAGUGUGUGAAGCAGCAGGUCUGAAGACUGCAGACCGUAAAAGAAAGGUAGUGAAGACAAUCAGCCGGAUCCUAGGGGAGCGACCGAUGAUGGAGCAUGCUGGCAGCAAUGUGAAUCUGACGAUAACGAGCACCGCACUAACACUGACGAUACUCGAGUCGGGUCAAGUGGUUGCUUGUCAUGACAUGCCAAAUAUAUCUUUUGCUUCAGGUGGAGACCCGGACACCUUGGACUUCAUCGCGUAUGUAGCCAAAGACAGCCGGUACGGGCGAGCAUGUUUUGUGCUGGAGUGUGGGGGAGGUCUGGCUCAAGAUGUGAUAACUACCAUUGGCCAGGCUUUUGAGCUCAGGUUUAAGGAGUACCUCAAGCGAACGCCGUCCGUCCAAUACACCAGCGUCAAAUCCGACAAGCCUGGCAUGAAUGGUGAGGGAACAAGCUGGGGACGUGAUGACCCUGAAUACUAUAAUGACCUUCCUGGAAAAGUUCCACCAGACUUGCCCCCACCCCCCGUGCCACCCCUUCCACAGUACUCUGCUUCAGAGAGUAAAAGACCUCAUCCUACUGCUGCUUCUGGUCCAGCUCCUGCUACCCCAUCUAGCAGUGGAUCCACCAGUUCUGUCUCUCCUGUACCUUCAACAGCAACCGCCACCGUGCUCCUCAAUUCUCACCAGCCACUAACCAACAAAGUGUCUGACAACUUGAUAGAUUUUUCAUCAGAAGGAGCUCAGCCAUCACCCCUGCGAUGUGAACCGGAGUAUGUGAAUGAUGCCGUCAUAAAACAAAAACAGCUCCUUGAUCAGAGAGAUCCAUUUGACAUGCAACCUUUCAGCAUGCAGUUGUCUCAGCUAAGCGGAGGAGUGGGUAGCAGUAGUGGCGCUGGUGCUAUUGGUGGCGUAACAGCAGGGGCACUGGGGGUAGGUGCAGGUGGAGCAGUGGGGGGGACCACAAAACCUCUUCCUCUCAAUCAGCGGCUACAGCUGCAGCGGGAACCCUGGUUCCAUGGUGCUAUUAGCAGAAAAGAAGCAGAACUGCUUCUUCUUCAGGAUGGAGACUUCCUAGUGAGAGAGUCUCAAGGGACUGUUGGCCAAUACGUCUUGACUGGAAUGCAGAACAAUACAAAAAAACACUUGCUUUUGGUCGACCCAGAAGGAGUGGUUCGGACAAAAUCGCGCACAUUCGACAGUGUGAGUCACCUUAUUAUCUACCAUCGUGAUAAUGAACUCCCAAUUGUGUCGGCUGAAUCAGCACUUGUGCUCCGCAACCCAGUGCUAAGACGCACACGCUAAUAGUGUUCAAGAAGCAACUUUACACUCGUGUGGGUUGAUGGAAGACAAUAUAAUAAGCCUCACUAGCUGUAAUGUUAGCGUCCAGUGUCAGAAAACUGCACAAGUGAACCUUAAAAGGCCUGUGUGGUGUACAAUUACCAUAUUGUAACCACAUUGAAAGUUUUGUUGGUUGACUAUCUAUGAGGCUUGAAUUUAUUUCAUGUAUUGUACGUACAAGUAUCAUAACUUACAUUUUUUCCAAUUAAAGCAAUGUUUUAAGUCUUCAUCUUUAUAUAAUCUCCAUAAAUGAGUUAUUAAUGUUGUAAAAGUGGAGGAUCAUGGUAAUUGUUUCUUACUAAUGGGAACUUGAAAUACUAUGCUUUAUUGGGGAUAUCUAGGGAAGGGUCUCGGUACUACAGGGUUUUGAAAGAGAAUUUUUAGCUGAUGUUAACGUAGCUCGACACAGUGUAGUGCAUGUAAUUCACAACAGUUGCAGAGCCUUGACGGAUAAAGCUAAAAAUAAAU
This is a messenger RNA of Procambarus clarkii (red swamp crayfish), 3288 nucleotides long. The record is from RefSeq and is a predicted model, not a curated record. NCBI's taxonomy places the organism in Eukaryota, Metazoa, Arthropoda, Malacostraca, Decapoda, Cambaridae.